ACAUGUUCAUGCUUUCAGAAAAUUGGUAUGUUUCAUUUCUAAGAACCAAUCCGAAAUGCACAGCAAUAUGAUUAUUCUGACAAUAAGUUUCCUCUUCAUCUUUUCAUUACAAGGAUGUUUGGCUGAAAGCAAAGUUGAAGCAAAUAAAGUUGUCCAAACUCAAGAUGAACCUCAAGCUGUUGGACUGAGUAAAAUAACCUCUUCAAGAAAGAAGCGUUCUACUGGUGAACAAUGUGAACACAUAACUAUAAAGCAAUGCACUAACAUCAACUACAAUAUGACCAUAAUGCCUAACUCCCUAGGGCAUUUUGAUCAAGAAGAAGCAGGAAGGGGGAUUAUGACAUUCAACCCUUUGAUUAAGACUCAGUGCUCUAGAUACAUUCAAUAUUUUCUCUGUACUGUGUAUGCUCCUGUAUGUACUGUAUUGCAUGAACCUAUUCCACCCUGCAGGUCACUUUGCCAGGCUGCACGAAAUGGAUGUGAAGAUCUUAUGAAAAAAUUUGGGAUGGAAUGGCCUGAUAAUCUAGAUUGUGACAAGUAUCCUCGUGGUCAAGAGGAAUUGUGCAUAACCAGAUUUAGUGCACCUAUACUCCUUCAUUCAGAUAAAUUUGAUGAUAAACUUACCGAUGAAUUUAUGCCUCCAGAACAAAUAAAUCUGUCUCAGUUGAUGAGAUACAUAUUUAUAAUGAUGUUUGAGAGUACUGUUGGGGAUAUCCUUAAUCUUUUUGAUUUCCACAUUGAUUUCUGAUUCUGUAGAAGGAAAGUCUAUGAUGCCUAAUGUAUCCCCCAUUCCUCUGAGGUUCAUUUAUCAUUAAUGGAGGGGGUGCAGCUGGGUCAUAACCCUACCAUACAAGGUUUCCUCUUAUAUUUUAAGAUAUGGCAUAUGUUGUAUGCCAUGUAAGUGUUAAAAAAGAACCUAGAGCUUUUCAUCUUUUUGCUGAUAAAUAAAUUUCUCAAUUCUGUUAAUUUUUGUGCUUUUAUUUAUCAAAAUAGUCCACCAAACUAUUAAUCUGAAUUUUACAAAUAAAUAUCUUUAAGGCA
Messenger RNA from Eurytemora carolleeae, 1041 nucleotides. Its product is annotated as protein mom-5. Gene Ontology annotation, molecular function: Wnt-protein binding; Wnt receptor activity. Gene Ontology annotation, cellular component: plasma membrane. The coding region runs from base 56 to 748 and encodes 230 amino acids. Lineage: Eukaryota; Metazoa; Arthropoda; Copepoda; Calanoida; Temoridae. Gene Ontology annotation, biological process: non-canonical Wnt signaling pathway; canonical Wnt signaling pathway. The transcript is spliced from 5 exons. The record is from RefSeq and is a predicted model, not a curated record.